CUGGCUGGAGAGCUGGGCUGGGGGACAACGGGGAUUGUCAGACCGCUAGUAUGCGGCUGGAUUUCCAGUUCGCUGUCCCAAAAGUGUCAAAAGUGAUAGAUAAUACAUAGUUCCUUAUUUCCCUCUCCAUCUCUCGCUCUCUUUUUGGAAGAAAAAACCCAAAUUCAUGCACCAUCCACAAUGCCCGAAAACGCCUCCAUAACCUCAGAAGAACAGCCCAUCUUUACCCCCGAAAGCUACCCCUCGGGUACCCCGCCCGACCUGCGACUGCUGCACUACAACGAUGUUUACCACGUCGAUUCCUCGUCGGCGGAGCCCGUCGGCGGCGUGGCGAGGUUCCAGACGCUCGUGAAUUACUACAGGAAUGAUGAGAGGUUUGCGGGGCAGUCGGAGCUGCUGACGUUCUUCUCGGGAGAUGCUUUCAAUCCUAGUUUGGAGAGCAGUGUGACGAAGGGUAGCCAUAUGAUACCCGUACUCAAUGCCAUAGGCACUGACGUAGCUUGUGUCGGCAACCACGACCUCGACUUCGGCGUCAAGCAAUUCCGCCAUCUAUCCACACAAUGCAAGUUCCCCUGGCUCCUCGCCAACGUCCUCGACCCGGCCCUCGGCGACGGCGUCCCGCUCGGCAACGCAGGCAAGACACACAUGCUCGAGUCAUCCAACGGCAUCAAGGUCGGCGUGAUCGGGCUUGCCGAGCGCGAGUGGCUCGAUACGAUCAAUUCGCUGCCGCCGGACAUCAUCUACAAGUCCGCGUCCGCAACGGCGAAGGAACUCAUCCCCAGGCUGAAGGCGCAGGGCGCGGAGAUCAUAGUCGCGGUCACGCAUCAAAGGGAGCCGAAUGAUAAUAAGUUGGCGGAGUUGACGGGUGGCGGGUUGAUUGAUAUCGUGCUGGGUGGUCAUGAUCAUUAUUACUCGCAUAGCUUCAUCAAUGGCACGCAUGUGCUGAGGUCCGGGACGGAUUUCAAGCAGUUGAGCCAUAUUGAGGCGUGGAGGAGGGAGGGUGGGGGCUGGGACUUCAAGAUUGUGAGGAGGGAUGUCGUGCGGAGUAUACCCAAGAAUGAGGAGGCGAAAGCGUUGGUCGAGAAGUUGACGAGGAGGUUGAGAGAGAAGCUCGACAGGCCCAUUGGAUACACUGCCGCCCCUCUGGACGCCCGCUUCACGACCGUCCGAACGAAAGAGUCCAACAUCGGCAACUUCGUCUGCGACCUCAUGCGAUACUACUACGACGCCGACUGCUGCAUCAUGGCCUCCGGCACCAUCCGCGGCGACCAGAUCUACCCGCCAGGCGUCCUCCGCCUCAAAGAUAUCGUCAACUGCUUCCCGUUCGAAGACCCCGUCGUCGUCCUCAAAGUCACCGGCAAACAAAUCUGGGACGCCCUCGAGAACGGCGUAUCCAACUACCCUGCCCUCGAAGGCCGCUUCCCCCAGGUCUCCAAUAUCAAUUUUGAGGUCGACUACACCAAGCCGCCGAACUCCCGCGUCGUGAGCGCGCAGAUCGCCGACGCCCCCAUCGACUUCGAGCGGGAAUACGUGCUCGCGACGCGCGGGUACAUGGGGCGAGGGAAAGACGGCUACACAUCUUUGUUAAUCGAAGAGGAGGGCGGGACGGCGAAGGAGAUCAUCACUGAGGAGACAGGCGUGCUGAUCUCGACCAUCCUUCGCCAGUACUUCAUGUCGCUCAAGGUGCUCGGGAAGUGGAAGCGCUGGGGGAAGAGCAUGGAUCGCAAGUUCGAUCGCGUGCAAAUGUCAUUGCAGAGGAAUCAUAGCUUUCACGAUCCGUCGCCUCGGAGCCCUAUUGCUGCGCCAAAGCAUCCGAGAAUGAUGUCGUUGAGGAGGGACGAUGCGCCGACGCCGAGUGACAGCGAGGCGGAGAAUGAUAGCGACCAUGAUGAUGGGCCGGUGUAUGAUGAUACAAAGCCGAUCAUGUUUACGGAGAGGGAGUUGAAGGUUGCGAGAGGGGUUAUGAGGAAGUGGUGGAGGUUGGCGGGUUUGAAGUAUGCGCCCAAGGCGUGUGACGAGCUUGAGGUUGGGGAGUUUGAGGUCAAUUGGACCAAGGCGAUUGCGCCCAGGUUGGAGGGAAGAAUCAAAGACGUGAAUAAUGUCGAUUCUUCGUCAGAGUAGUCAGUGGGAUUGGUCAGGACACUUUGAUAUGGGUCCUGGUUUGGUGUUUGGCUUACGAUUUUACGAGCGACUAAGAGAACAAAAAAUCAUAUACGGCUUGGGAACAUAUCUAGAAGAUAGGAAAAGGAAUUAUGAUCGAAUGAUACAUAUUGGCAUAAACAAAGAG
Molecule: messenger RNA, 2287 nt
Organism: Aaosphaeria arxii CBS 175.79
Lineage: Eukaryota; Fungi; Ascomycota; Dothideomycetes; Pleosporales
Product: ser/Thr protein phosphatase family protein
Exons: 4
Coding region: 181-2121 (646 amino acids)
Biological process (GO): nucleotide catabolic process
Molecular function (GO): hydrolase activity
Source: RefSeq, a predicted model, not a curated record